Musa acuminata AAA Group (dessert banana) is the source of this 1884-nucleotide messenger RNA. RefSeq lists its product as uncharacterized. The record is from RefSeq and is a predicted model, not a curated record. The coding region runs from base 128 to 1573 and encodes 481 amino acids. Gene Ontology annotation, molecular function: RNA-DNA hybrid ribonuclease activity; nucleic acid binding. The transcript is spliced from 16 exons. Lineage: Eukaryota; Viridiplantae; Streptophyta; Magnoliopsida; Zingiberales; Musaceae.
CAAAGCCCUAGCCGAUGUUGGUGUCGCCGCCGCUGCGGACUUCGCUGGCUCCUCCCUGUUGGUGCCCGAGGCCGCCACCUCUUCUCUUCCGCUAUCGCAGGCUCUUUUUCCACAAAAUAGUCAUUGCAUGAUGUGGAGUUCCUUAUCUGGCUUUAGUAGUACAUCGUGGAGAGGAUUUUCACGUGGUAGCUCUAAAGUUUGUAAGCUGGAUUUUGUCUUGACGGGAUUUCAUUUUCAUUGCUUUUCUACUCACCGCUCGCGGACUCGUCCGUUGCCAAUGGAAGAUUCCCAGCCAUCAAUGGUGGAAGAAAGUAAUGCAUUUUAUGUUGUUCGGAAAGGGGACAUUGUUGGUAUCUACAAAAGUUUAAGUGAUUGUCAAGCUCAAGUUAGCGUGUCGGUGUGUGGUCCUCCUGUCAGUGUAUACAAAGGUUAUGGUUUACGUAAAGAAACAGAGGAGUAUCUUGCUUCCCGUGGACUAAAAAAUCCUUUAUACAGUGUCAACGCAUCAGACGUGAAAGAGGAUUUGUUUGGAGCCCUGUUGCCUUGUCCUUUUCAGCAACCAGAUGGACUUGAUGAUAUAUUGCCUAAAAAGGUGUCUUCACUGAAAAGAACAAAGGAUAUGCAAUCAGAUGGACUUGCUGAUAUAUUGCCUAAAAAGGUGUCUUCACCGAAAAGAACAAAGGAUAUGCAACCAGAUGGACUUGCUGAUAUAUUGCCUAAAAAGGUGUCUUCACCGAAAAGAACAAAGGAUAUGCAACCAGAUGGACUUGCUGAUAUAUUGCCUAAAAAGGUGUCUUCACCGAAAAGAACAAAGGAUAUGCAACCAGGUAGACUUGCUGAUAUAUCGCCUAAAAAGGUGUCUUCACCGAAAAGAACAAAGGAUAUGCAACCAGGUGGACUUGCUGAUAUAUCGCCUAAAAAGGUGUCUUCACCGAAAAGAACAAAGGAUAUGCAACCAGAUGGACUUGCUGAUAUAUCGCCUAAAAAGGUGUCUUCACCGAAAAGAACAAAGGUUAUGGAAACAGCUGGAUCUGGUUCUGUGUCAACUGAACAGUCAAAUAAACAUCUCAAACAAAAGUCUUCAUUGGAGGCAAAAACAAUAUCUCAUCCUGAUGUGUCUUGUAUUAUUGAAUUUGAUGGUGCUUCAAAAGGAAAUCCUGGAAAAGCUGGUGCUGGAGUAAUUCUUCGCAAUUUGGAUGGAAGUGUGAUCUCCCGACUUCGAGAAGGCUUGGGUGUUGUGACCAAUAAUGUUGCUGAAUACCAAGCGUUGCUUUUAGGAAUGAAGUUUGCCCUAAAGAAAGGAUAUAAGAAAAUUCAAGCGCAGGGAGACUCCAAAAUAGUUUGUAUGCAGGUAGAAGACCUCUGGAAAACCAAGAAUGCAACUAUGGCUGCCUUGUGUCAAGAGGCUAAGGCACUCAAGGAGUUAUUUUUGUCAUUCCAUGUCAACCAUGUUAAAAGGCCAUUAAGCAUAUAUAUAUGUUGUUUGUUGAAGGAGUUCAAUUCUGAUGCUGAUGCACAAGCAAAUUUAGCUGUAGACCUCCCGACUGGAGAAGUUACCGAGGAGCUUGACUAAGUUUAACGGAUUCAAAUUAGAGAACACGGUUCGAUGUGAUUCAGUAUCACAUGUUUGGUUCUGCCUAUGGUAAAAACUGACCAAUGCCUAACUUGAAGACAAAGGAAGACUGCAUUCGUGCAUCUGCUGAAGUUUGUCCACUUUCUAUCAAUUUCUCGUCUAAUGAUGUUAUGUGUAAACCUUAUACCAUUAAGCAGGAGGGACGACUUGAUUACGAUGCAGACCCUACUUUAAAGAUAUUCUAAGCAUGUAUUCGACUGUGUUGGCUUCUGUUUGAGCUUUUAAUUCCCAACCGCUGUUCAAUUCCUCCA